Molecule: messenger RNA, 351 nt
Organism: Trichechus manatus latirostris (Florida manatee)
Lineage: Eukaryota; Metazoa; Chordata; Mammalia; Sirenia; Trichechidae
Product: collagen alpha-1(I) chain-like
Exons: 1
Coding region: 1-351 (116 amino acids)
Source: RefSeq, a predicted model, not a curated record
AUGGUGCGGCCGUCGGGGCUCGGCGCGCCGGGGAGGCGGAUCGGCUCCGGCCGGACCUCUACUCAGCGGCCUCGCCCGCUCCGAUCCGCCUCCGCUGCGCUCUGGGGCCCCGCCGCCGCAGGCGCCAGGCUUAUGCCUCGGGCCCGCCCCCCGGCCGCCUCGGCCCCGCCCCACGUCACCAAGAGCCAGCCCUGGAAGGGCCGCCAGGCUGCUGGGCAAAUUCUGCCCGCGAGACCGCCAGGGGGACUUGGGACGCCGGGGUACUCGGGGCGAUGGGGACCUGGGGGCGCCGGAGAACUCGGGAUGCCAGGAAACUGGGGGCUGAGGGAACUGGGGGCACCGAUCCAGUGA